This is a messenger RNA of Thamnophis elegans (Western terrestrial garter snake), 3081 nucleotides long. RefSeq names its product transmembrane serine protease 2 (gene TMPRSS2). Gene Ontology annotation, cellular component: membrane. NCBI's taxonomy places the organism in Eukaryota, Metazoa, Chordata, Lepidosauria, Squamata, Natricidae. The record is from RefSeq and is a predicted model, not a curated record. Gene Ontology annotation, molecular function: serine-type endopeptidase activity; protein binding. Gene Ontology annotation, biological process: protein autoprocessing.
UUCUCUCUUUUUCUAAAGGUGAAUAAUAGCAGGUUGGGCCCGCCUGGCAAUGUUAAGCGUUAAAGGGGAGGGCCUUUUGCACAGCCGCAACACAAGCGCUCCCGAAGCCUAGCGGAACAACCUGGCGCUAUCUGAUUUCACUCGGCAGCGACUUGCGCCGCGUUUCCUCGCACCUCCGGAAAGGGCGCUACUCGGUGCGGGUGGCGCCCGGGUAGCGCAUUCGCUCCCCCUGGAAGGAGAGCGUGCGCAUCUGCCGGCGGCCGGCUGAAAGUGAGCGACAGGGAGUCGGGGACGCGCAGCGAAGGCUUCUGGAGAACCCCUCCGCGCCGCGCAUCCCUUGCUCUUAGGUUUAUAACAAACUUGCCAUAAUCCAGUUGCCGAAAAUCAAGAUGGCAUCUAACUUGAGGCCAGCUCCAUAUUAUGAAAACUAUGCAUACCAAACAGAAAAUGUUCCUCCAAGAUUUACCAGAGAUUAUAAUAUGUAUCCUCAUUACACGCCUACAUAUUAUCCUUCAUCAGUGCCUCAUUAUGUUCCAAGAGUUUCUACUCAACAGUCAAUCCCAGUACCAGUUUUACAGACAAAAUCUGCAAAAUGUACACCAAGAACCAAAAGGGCACUGUAUUUCCUAUCAAUUAGUGUACUAAUAAUAGGAGCUGGAGUUUCUGCUUUUCUCAUCUGGUAUUUUGUGACAGAUAGUUGUUUUGGCUCCAAGAUACAAUGUGGUUCACUCAGAGUGUGUGUAUUGCCAUCUCAAUGGUGUAAUGGAAUAAAAGAUUGCCCUAAUGGUGAAGAUGAAACUCGUUGUGUUAGACUUUAUGGACCAGAAUUUCUCUUGGAAGUCUAUUCAUCCGAAAACAAAGAUUGGUACUCUAUAUGCUAUGAUGAUUGGAAUAAUAAACAUGGAAAGACUGCAUGUGAAGACUUGGGAUAUGACUCAAAACCCUAUUUCAGCAGCACGGCAAUUCCAGCUAUCACUGGUCUACAAACUUUGAGGGUCAAUACUAGUGCUGGACGACAUAGACUGUAUAAGAAAUUGUACAGCAGCAAGUUGUGUCCAUCAAAGCAAGUGGUAUCCCUGCGAUGCAUAGAGUGUGGCCUUUCAUAUAAACGUACGAGUCCCAGAAACAGAAUUGUGGGUGGAAAUGCUGCAUUAUCUGGAGAAUGGCCGUGGCAAGUCAGCCUUCAUAUCCAGAAAACUCAUCUCUGUGGAGGAUCUAUUAUCACCCCUGAAUGGAUAGUAACAGCAGCUCAUUGUGUAGAAGGGAAACAUUCCGAUCCAUCCUACUGGAAGGUUUAUGCAGGGAUUCUGAAACAGCUAGAAAUGAUUCCUUCAAGGGGAUUUAGAGUAGCCAGAAUAAUAUCUCAUCCCAACUAUGAUUCAACUUCCAAAAAUAACGAUGUUGCUCUUAUGAAGCUACAAUCUCCUCUAAGUUUUAAUGAUUUUAUACGACCAGUUUGUUUGCCCAAUGCUGGAAUGAUGUUUGAGACUAACCAACAGUGUUGGAUAUCUGGAUGGGGAGCUAAAUACCAAGGAGGUAAUACUUCAAUGGAUCUGAAUGCAGCAACUGUACCUCUGAUAGACUCAUCUAUAUGUAAUGGAAGAUAUAUCUAUAAUGGAAUUGUUUUGCCUACUAUGAUAUGUGCUGGCUACUUACAAGGAAUGGUGGAUUCUUGUCAGGGUGAUAGUGGUGGUCCAUUGGUAACCAUGAAGAAUAUGUUGUGGUGGCUAGUGGGUGACACAAGUUGGGGAACAGGCUGUGCUACUCAAUAUAGACCUGGAGUUUAUGGUAACAUUACUAUGUUCACAGAAUGGAUUUACCGAAAUAUGCAGGCAAACAGAUGAUACUGCUUCCUUUGGCUCACUUUGAUCAAGGGUGUGAACAAAUCCUUUUGUUCCUUCUAAAUCGUUGGUUAUGCUUUCAAAAUGAGUUCUGAGUCCUUAACACUUCAUAUGCAGACUGUAAUGGGAAUGUUUGCAAACUGGUUCCAUUUGGACCAUCUUGUUCCAUAUCAAGCAGUUGAAGAACCUGAUUUCUUGAAUCUGAUGUUAACAAUCAAAGGCGAACACCUUCUUUUUACCAACUAGUUGUUGGUUUCCUUUAUUUCUGAAGAUUCUCUACCAGUUGGCAUUCAUUUUAAAGUUAAAAAUAAUGUUUGUAAAUUAUAAAUUAUGUUUUUGCUUUUGAAAUCAAAUGCAGCACCUCAAUUUUUUAUAAGUGAUGUUUAAUAUUUAGGAUAUUAAUGUUGAGUAUAUCUGGGCUGCUGGAUGGCCCAUUUUUUUAAAAAUGAGAAAGAACCACAUGAAUAUUUUGAUAUAAGGUGUGAAAGAUUUUUUCUUAUGAAUAUUACUAUGCAUCUUUUGUAUUCAAGUAUUCAUUAUUUUUAUUAUCCCAUAGGUAAUGAUUCUGAAACUAUAUAAUUUGAAUUAUAGUCUCUUCCAAAUGCUAUAGAUAGAUUCAAAAUCAGUUUAUUCUAGAAAAAGAAAUGCUAAUUUCUAGGCACAUAUCUUUGAUGCAGAUAUGAACAAAAUAAGUAUUCUAAAAUGUCAAUAAUUCUCCUGCUGUGGUAGUGGAUGUGCUAGAUAGGUCCUCCUCAGCUGCUGAACCUGAAAAACAAUAGCAGAGAAUAGAGUUAUUUGUGAAGGUGCAUUACAUUACUGAAUUGAAUCUGUCAGUUCUACUCAUUUUGUAAAACAGUAACAAAAUUGGAAUGGGUUAGGAAAAUGUAUUGGUCUGUUUUUUUUCUUACAAAUCCUGUUUGCAGUUAAGAAAGGCUGCUAUUGCAGUAGUAAAAUUUUAAUUCUAUGAGUCCUAUGAUUUGGACAUAACUAAUUAUGCUGCUAUUGAAAUGCACUUUUUCAAAUAUAUCUGUUGGUGGGAAAAUUCACUUCAAGUUUUGGAAGUGCAAUACUUUUAUACAAUGAAGUGCCAUUGAAAUGGUUAUUGAAAACAUUAAAUGUAUUUCAAUAAAGUGAAAUCAAUGUAAAUCAUGCAUAAUUAUUAAUUAUCACCGCAAUUUCAGUUAGUAAAUAUUUGGAUUUUUUAAGUUUCAAAAAUGAAGUACAGCAUUCUUUGUCUAAU